AAAUUACAUCACCUUGCUCUUGGAGCCACGGCAGAGAGGCAGCUUUUUCCUUUUGGUCCUGUUUUAUCCUGAUUUCGUUUAUUUUCUCGUUUUUUUACAUUGUGCUUUUUGUAAAAUUGAUAACUUUAAUCACUCUUUGUAUGUUGUGAAAACAUAAAUCUGCUAAUUGUGUGCCUCAAGUGCAGUGAAUUUCGUCCAACGGUCCUUUCUAAAACAUGUUCCCAACCCGCUUCCCGACGGCCGGCGAUCCGGCCGUGGACGUGAGCGACCCACUGUUCGGGAUGUACUCCUGGUACAGCGGCAGCGGCGAAUCGUCCUCCUCGUCGGACGACCUCAGCGAGCUGGCCGCCUCCUUCCGGAGUGCGCUGGCCCUGGACCUGGAAGCGUUCGGACGGGACGCGCUGGGAAUGCAGCAUGCGCGCCCGAACCUAUCGCUCGUCCGGGACGAUUUCAUCCGCAACGGGAUCGAUUCGGCGAUUCCGGGCCGGAGCGUGCACCGUCGUCCGCCCGGGUUCGUCCAGGAACCGGUGUCGAGCCCUCGGUGGCCGCUCACCAGCUUGGAAAACGUGCUGCAGACGUCGACGCCGGUGGAGCAACCGCCGCCGCCAAAGACGGGCUCGUCGGAUGGCCGGUCCCGGCGCAAACACAAGGAGAACGACUAUUGCGUGUUUUGCUACAACAACGGUGAGCACCAGGAGGUGUACAUGAGCCAUGUGUGCCGGGACGAGCGCGGCCAGGUGCAGUGCCCGCGGCUGCGCCGCUACGUCUGUCCGUACUGCUUCGCUACGGAUCGGAACGCGCACACCAAGAAGUACUGCCCGAACAAGCCGAUCAUCACGCCGGAGGAUCUGCUCAAGAUGCCGGCGGGGGAGACGGCGGACGCGGCACCGGUGCCGGUGAUCAAGUCCAAGAGCAAGAAGUCGCUGCGGUUCUAGGUGGAAGUGUUGUUUUAUUCUUUUUAUUUUUUAUCCUCUUUUAGUCACACGCUAGUUCGUGUGUGCCUUUCGGUGCCUCAAAAGUCGGAGGUUUUCGUAAAGAAGCCUUUAUGAAAUUGUAGUAAUUUGAACCAUGUAAGAGAAAAAAGAAACUGUCGAAUCGGUUUCGCUGCCUGGCGCGCGAAGAUUUGCAUAAAGCUAGGUGGAAAAAAAGGUUUGUUCCGGAAAAAGUGUCAUUUGUUUACACGUCGAAUGUGUAUCCUUGUUUUUUAACGCACUUUUUAUACUGUUUAUUCUGUAUUUUUUGUUACUGUAUAAUCGAGCCUUGUAUAAGAAAAAGCGUUAUGUUCUGACUAUGAUGAAUUCAAUAAAGUGAUGUUCGAACGAAUUUCUCAA
This is a messenger RNA of Culex pipiens pallens (northern house mosquito), 1331 nucleotides long. RefSeq lists its product as uncharacterized. The transcript has 2 exons. The record is from RefSeq and is a predicted model, not a curated record. Gene Ontology annotation, cellular component: perinuclear region of cytoplasm. Bases 216 to 935 code for a protein of 239 amino acids. NCBI's taxonomy places the organism in Eukaryota, Metazoa, Arthropoda, Insecta, Diptera, Culicidae. Gene Ontology annotation, molecular function: zinc ion binding; mRNA binding. Gene Ontology annotation, biological process: negative regulation of translation; oogenesis.